Messenger RNA from Menidia menidia (Atlantic silverside), 2997 nucleotides. The record is from the annotation of a GenBank genome assembly. Lineage: Eukaryota; Metazoa; Chordata; Actinopteri; Atheriniformes; Atherinopsidae.
AUGAGCUGGAGGCGGCGGAGGAACUUCGCCUUCCUGGUGUUGACUCUCCGCGUAUGGUGCCUGUCCACGGCCGCAGAAGAGGCUGACAGCCAAGGUGAGAACGCUCCAAAUAAAUGUUUAACGUUGCUCUCAAUUGACAUUUUGUUCAUUGCUCACCUGGUGCUCCAGAUAUGGAGCCCCAACCAGGUCACCAUGCGUAAUUUGGGUCUGUUUGCAAGCCACUACACUGAGACACAUUACAGGGAGGAUGGAAGUGCAGUCACCGGGGCUCACAACUUCACGAAUAACUGCUACUACCACGGGGAAGUGCAGGAGCAUCCGAACUCUGAUGUUACUGUCAGUGUCUGCUCGGGCCUUCGAGGCUUCAUCGCAAUUGAAAACAAAACAUUUAUCAUCGAGCCUCUCAAUGGUCAUGACACUGGGGCCCACUUCAUAUUCCGAGUGGAGGAGCUGAGUCUGGCCCCUGGAGCCUGCGGCCAUGGUUUUAACUUGUCGUCUGUUGCCCCUGAAAACCACAUCAGAACUCCCUUCCAGUCCUUCCAUACGCGGCAUAAAAGGCAUACUCAGAAGACAACCAAGUAUGUUGAGCUGAUCAUUGUUGCGGACAACAGAGAGUUUCAGAAACAGGGAAAGGACUUGGAAAAAGUGAAACAGCGACUGGCAGAGAUAGCCAAUUAUGUGGACAAGUUCUACAGAGCCCUCAACAUCCGGGUGGCUCUGGUGGGUCUGGAGGUGUGGAGUGAUUCUGAUAAAUGUCCCAUCACUCAAGAUCCUUUCACCACCCUGCAUGAGUUCCUGGACUGGAGAAAAGUGAAACUGCUGCCACAGAAGCCUCAUGACAACGCUCAGCUAAUAAGUGGGGUUUACUUCCAGGGCACCACCAUCGGCAUGGCGCCCAUUAUGAGCAUGUGCACGGUGGAGCAGUCCGGAGGCAUUGUCAUGGUGAAGGGCAGUUGUCUUGCUUAUCAGGCUCGUCAAAAAGUGAUAGGUUUAUGCAGCUUCCUGCAGCAGCUGUCUCCACUAGCAGAUCACUCGGAGAACCCACUUGGUGCAGCCGUGACUUUGGCACACGAGUUGGGGCACAACUUCGGCAUGAACCACGACACCCCAGAACGCGGAUGUGGCUGCAGGAUGACUGCUGAUCGUGGAGGCUGCAUCAUGACUCCUUCCACGGGGUAUCCCUUCCCAACGGUGUUUAGCACAUGCAGCAAGAAGGACCUUGCGGCCAGUCUGGAGAAAGGUGUGGGAAUGUGUCUGUACAACAUGCCGGAGGUCAAGGUGCUCUAUGGAGGACAGAAAUGCGGCAAUGGCUAUGUGGAGGAGGGAGAAGAGUGUGACUGUGGGGAACCAGAGGAGUGCAUGAACCCGUGCUGUAACGCCACAACAUGCACCCUGAAGGGAGACGCGGUGUGUGCCCAUGGACAGUGCUGUGAAGAUUGUAAGCUCAAACCUGCUGGCACUCUGUGCCGAGAGUCCAGUAACUCAUGUGACCUGCCAGAGUUCUGUUCCGGAGCCAGCCCUCACUGCCCAGCCAAUGUUUAUCUACAUGAUGGACACGCCUGCCACAGCGUUGAAGGCUACUGCUACAAUGGCAUCUGCCAGACUCACGAGCAACAAUGUAUCACCCUAUGGGGACCAGGAGCUAAGCCUGCCCCUGGCAUCUGCUUUGAAAGGGUCAACUCGGCCGGUGACCCCUAUGGGAACUGUGGGAAGGACUCUAAAGGCUCUUUUGCCAAAUGCGAUGCAAGGGAUGCAAAAUGCGGUAAAAUUCAGUGCCAGGGUGGAGCCAACAGACCAGUAAUUGGAACAAAUGCAGUGUCCAUUGAAACCAACAUCCCGUUACAAGAAGGAGGACGAAUAUUGUGUAGAGGGACACAUGUUUAUUUGGGCGAUGACAUGCCGGACCCGGGACUCGUUCUGGCCGGAACGAAGUGCGGAGAAAACAUGGUGUGCCUGAACCGGCAGUGCCAGAACGUCAGUGUCUUUGGCGUGCAUGAGUGCUCAGGGAAGUGCAGUGGACGUGGGGUAUGCAACAACAAGAAGAACUGCCACUGUGAGGCCCACUGGGCCCCCCCUUUCUGUGAGAAAGCAGGUUUUGGUGGGAGUAUUGACAGCGGGCCAAUGAGACUGGCAGAUGUGCGUGUGUGUGUAUUAAUGUGCGUGUUGUCGUAUAUGGCAUCAGCCGACAGUGUGCUCAUUACUGUGGCAAUCCUGGUCACCCUGGUCGGCCUUUUGGUGGCGGCCGUAAUCAUCUUUCUGAAGAGGAAGACUCUGCUGCGCCUCCUCUUCACCAAUAAGAAGAGCACCUUGGAGAAGCUCAGGUCUUUGGAGGCAAACCUGCCAAACAGCCCCAUCAGGACCGAAUCCAGGUACAGACCCACACCACGCCGCAAGCCCCCGCCCAAACCCUGUGCUGCCAACAUCUAUAAGCCAUCUCUCCUGAGCACGGAGCCUCUUCUCCCUCCACACAACUUCCACUCUCACAGCCUGCGCAGACUUCCCUUCUACCAGCCUCUGCACAUCAGCCAGCCCAUGCCUGUGUCCCUGAAUGUGGGCCAGCCCACGCUGCCUCCUCUGCCUCCUCACCUUCACCAGGUCCUGCCCACCCACACGUCUGUUUCGCCACCAUCAGUGCCACCUUUCCUCAGUCUGCCCCGCCGACAGCCAUCAUAUAGAGCAUACCAGGAUUUUGAGACGCCUAGUCCACCGCAGAAGCCGCUUCCUGCAGAUCCGCUGGGGAGAAGCUCUCGGCUGGGUCACAUGGCCGCAGCAGGGGGGGGUCACAUCCCCGGGGCCGGGGCCCUCCCGGUUCCCAUCCCCACUGUGCCCAGGCCUCCACCCAGCAUCCCUUUACCGAACAGGUCUGUAGGGCAGAAGAGGAAGCCCGUGUACUGGACGUCCCUCAUACCAGUCAUGGCGAUGCUGGUUUAUCUGUUUUCAUGUUUACCUCUACCGGUGUUGCCCUACAGACCACCAAAGAACCAUGAGGACUGCUGA